GCCAGGACCCCGAGGACCCGCCGCGGCCGCGUCGCUUAGCAACGGCCCGCCGGGGCUGCCCUAUCGCCGGGGUCUCCGCGCACUUCCGCUUCCGGGGCAGGCGGGGCAGAUGGCGGCGGCCCGCGAAAGAGAGGAGGAGGCGGUGGCCGACUGGGCUUUGCUAUCAGAAGUGGAGGUCUUGGAGUCCAUAUACCUGGAUGAGCUGCAGGUGUCUCGAGGAAAGGGCAGGUCAGCGCCCUGGGAAAUCUGCAUUACCCUGCACCCUGCGACUGCAGAGGAUCAGGACUCUCAGUACGUCUGCUUCACACUCGUGCUCUCUGUGCCCCCACAGUAUCCCAAUGAAGUGCCGAAAAUCUCGAUCCGGAAUCCGCGGGGGCUGUCGGAUGAGCAGAUCCAGAAGAUUUCCCAGACCUUGGGACAAGUUGCGGAGGCUGGGCUCGGGACAGCGGUGCUGUAUGAACUGAUUGAGAAAGGGAAGGAAAUUCUCACCGACAACAACAUUCCUCAUGGCCAGUGCGUGAUCUGUCUCUAUGGCUUCCAGGAGAGAGAAGCGUUCACAAAGACUCAGUGCUACCACUACUUCCACUCUCACUGCCUGGCUCGCUAUGCCCAGCACAUGGAAGAGGAAAUUCACGUGCAGCAGGAAGAGAGAGAACAGCACCUGGCGCCUCCUUCCAAGCAGGGAGUCGGAGUGCAGUGCCCCGUCUGCCGGGAAACACUAAUCUAUGACCUCUCCGCUCUGCAGGCAGCGCCCCCCCCUCAGCACCCGAUGGAGCCGUACAGGCCUGAUGCAAAGGCGCUACAGACCCAAGAGGAACUGCAGAUAAUCUAUCAAAGGCAGCAAAAGAAGGGCGGGAUCAUUGACCCCGAGGCAGAGAGAAACCGCUACUUCAUCAGCCUCCAGGCGCCUCCAGCGGCUGCUGAUCCCGGCCAUGGAGCCGCCGCUGAGCUGCUGACUCCUGAAAAUGCCGUGGCUGCCACUGGGCAGCUCUGCCAACCACCAACCCCAGAACGCACUGCGGAGCCUGCCAGCCCUCCCCAAGCUCUAGGUCUGGGGAGAGAACCUGGGCAGCUGGCAAAAGUGUCUGUCCCCCUGGAGCACCAGAGCAAGAGAGAGAGGCACCGAGGGGAGAGGCCAGGAUUCCGAGGCCAGGGCAGACAGCUGUACAGCGACCCACAAGCAGCAGCUACGGAAACUUACCGCCUUCUCCGUGGCUCUGGGGCACCUGGCGGUUUCGACUGGAGACCCGAAUGGAGGGAGGACAGGAGCCAGAGACCCAGUGUGGGAUACAGCCAGGAGUUCCCUAAGCCGCAUGGCAGAGGCAGAGUGGCUGCCUUUGCUGGUAGGAAAGAGUCGGGCCCUGACGGCAUCUUGCCCAGGAAAGGGGCAUUGGACUUGAAAGAGGAGCAUCCCGCUGUGGGGUGUUGGACGCCGGAGCAGAGAGCUGAGACCCAGAGCAGGGAGAAGGAAAACCGGGCACUAAACCAGCGUGACCCGAGGGGCCCUACCAGCUGGCAGGGCCAUCACAGGACCUGGGACUAUGGGAGAUGGGAGAAAUCCCAGGGCAGGGAGUGUGGUUCCUAUCCCAGGGUGCCAGAGGGGCAAGGGGCAUUCAGGCCCAGUGCAAGGAGAGACCCCCAUGGCCAAGUGAAGGAGGAUGGCUCCUAGCGGGGUGGGGGGGCAGGGACUGGUGCAGGGGGGGCCUUUCCUGGGGAGAACAAUAAAGAGUCUAUUGGAAUAUCAGCUAUCUGCCUCCGUAUCCCAGGAGGAGAGGGGCCAGCCCAGAUCUCUCCAUGGGUGUGGGUGGCUGGCACAGGACACAUCUUCGUGGGUAAAACGCUUUCUGGAGAGGAACACAGUGAGGGUGUGAUGAGCUGGGCACGUGGUGGUGGUGGGGGAAGCAGAAAUCCAGGCUGGACUCACGUCUUAGUAAACCAUUGGCAGGUGCAGUUACUAAGGGCUGCGUUGCAGGGUCUUGUGGCAGAUUGUCAAUCUAUUGCCUGGUUAGUCCUGGGCAGGCAAAAUCUGUCUCUUGGCAUUGAAGGGGGGACCCAGGAGUAGCCAGAUGCCGCUUGACUGCAGCUAUCUAGAUAAGGGCUACGCAGGGUCUUCCCCGUGCUUCAGGCUCUGCCCCGAGGCCAGCCUAGACUGGCUCCUCUGAGCAGGGACAGCAGCCCUGCCGCUAGCCCUGCCUCGGUCUACGAUGCCAUUGUCAGCAGCAAUGCUAGAGCUGAAGUGAGGGUGGGGCUGUCCCAUGGAGCAGAACAUCCUCAGGAAGCCAGGCCCCGCUCAGUGCCAGCGAGCAAAGCCAGGGCGCGGGGAGAAUCCCAGCACUCAUGUCCCGGGCUCUCCUGAGGGUGAACUCCAGCUGCUUGCUUUGGGGUCAGCUCCCCCAGGGUAGCGCUACCGUUCCUCUUGAGCUGGGAGUGUCGCUUUACUGACAGCCCCCACCCCCGACCACUCAGAGCUCAACUUGGGCCAGCUCCAGUAGCAGCGAGCUGCCUAGGCCAUGGGGGUUCUAGUGCUUUGAGUUCUUCCAGGCCCUGCCAUUGGUUCCAUGGCCCUGUUGAUCAUAUUCAAAAGGGGCUUGGCCUGUCCCUUUUCCAGCAUCACCCCCUUUUCUGCUCACUCACUGAUCAGAACCAGUUCUCCUCCCCUCCUUGUAAACAUCCCUGUAUAGACCACAGUGAACGCCCCCUGGAGCAGCUGGGGCUCCAGGCUCCAUGUGGU
Messenger RNA from Dermochelys coriacea (leatherback sea turtle), 2731 nucleotides. RefSeq names its product ring finger protein 25 (gene RNF25). NCBI's taxonomy places the organism in Eukaryota, Metazoa, Chordata, Testudines, Dermochelyidae. Gene Ontology annotation, biological process: protein ubiquitination. Gene Ontology annotation, cellular component: nucleus. The transcript is spliced from 10 exons. The record is from RefSeq and is a predicted model, not a curated record. The coding region runs from base 110 to 1669 and encodes 519 amino acids. Gene Ontology annotation, molecular function: protein binding; ubiquitin protein ligase activity.